Messenger RNA from Girardinichthys multiradiatus, 2133 nucleotides. It is a transcript of the gene scnm1, whose product is annotated as sodium channel modifier 1. Gene Ontology annotation, cellular component: nucleus. Gene Ontology annotation, biological process: RNA splicing. The transcript has 8 exons. Bases 106 to 858 code for a protein of 250 amino acids. Lineage: Eukaryota; Metazoa; Chordata; Actinopteri; Cyprinodontiformes; Goodeidae. The record is from RefSeq and is a predicted model, not a curated record.
GUUCGAUAUUUCCCACUACUUUCCCGAACGCAUCGUGCCUAUCGGAAGUAGCUUUUUAGCUAAUCUGUUUUUGAAACCUGUUUUAAGAUUGCUGCUCUAUUUAUAAUGUCGUUUAAAAGAGAGGGAAAUGAUAAGAGUCAGCUCAAUAUUCUGAAGAAACGUCGUGUGGCAGACCUUCUAUCUAACUUUAUUCCAGAAGAUGAAGCUGCUCUUAUGAAAAAUGGGAGAUACACUUGUCUUGUUUGCUCCUACCGUCCCGUGUUUGAUACGGUUGACAUGCUGACAGUCCACAGACAAGGAAAUAAACAUCUAGAAGGAUUGAAGGCAUUCUAUGGCAAAAAAUCAAAGCUGAAGAAUGAAAUAUCGAAAAGACGACAUGAAAACUACAUCCAGUCCGAAGAAAGACAGCAGGAACCCUCCGGUUCAGCGCCUUUAAUAGCACAAACCCGGAGGCUCACCCAUCAUGCUUUACUAAAGACUGUACCGUACAACAGCCGUCACAGAAACAGCAGUUCAAAACCUGAAAGAAGACUGACAAGUACUGGCUCAGAUCCCACUGGAAACCCAUCUGAAUCCUGUAAAGCUGAAGUUCCCAAAACAAUAUCAGCAAGCAACUGUGUUAACUCUAACGCAGAAUCGUCAUCAACAUCAGUCAAAACAGGACACAAGGCUGCAGUGAAACACGUUGCAGAAGCUCUAACAUCACAGAGGAGGAGGGAACUGGAUCACUAUCUCAAACUGAAAAGUGAUGGAUGGGUUCAAGAUUACAACGGCCAGUGGGUCAAAGACCAGAAUGUGGAGUUUGAUUCAGACGAGGAAGAACCUGCACCUCUUGUUCCUUUACCUACUAGCGACUGAAACGACAAGCAACUGUGAGAAGCCUAUUAUUGUACCACAGUGGUAUGUUUAUGAGCAACAGUUCUACUUGGAGGAACCAGAACUCCCAUCGGUGAGGACUUUGCGAAACUGACAGAACAACUUAUAGGUCAGAGUGUAUUGUUUUUCUUUUCUGAUUCUUCACCAUAGGGGAUGAAAGAAAAGGAUGUUGGACCUGUGUGGAGUGACCUGUGUUGCAACUGCAAGCCUUUAUUUUCUUUUGAAACCUUUAUGACAUUGUCACUGUUCUGGACAAUGCUUUAGGUUCUUCAGGAUGCACCAUGACCCAUUUCAGAUGCAUCCAAAAAGCUGCUUUUCGCUACCCGAAAGGAGCUGCAGUAUUGCGUGACAAGUUGUUGCAGCUCAUUAGUACCGCCACUAUGUUGUGGGACAUGCUUUGUGUGCCGUAACCUGCUGUUGUGAAAUACAAGAAACCGGAACAAAACAGUGGUGCAAAUGUUUCUGCCAAUUCUAAAUUCCAAAUAACUUUGAAUAUUUUUCAUUCAUUUUAUUAAAUACACAUUUCUCUUAAUCUACCGAGAAGUUUUACUCUGGGUGUUUAUAACAAUAAGCCAAGCACAUGUUAGAGGAUGCUUUUAAUCACCUCACCUGUAUUAGGUCCCCUCUUACACUGUUCAAAAUGGCAGUUUUGUUUACCAGUAACAUUAGCAGUUCUGUGACUGGACCUCCAAACAUUUCCAUUGUCUAAUCUUGGAUUUGAACUGCAGACCUUGCAGCAUUUUCUGCUCCUCUUACCUCUUAUAUACAAAAUUUAUUUCUUAUUCACUUGCUGGAAGUUGUUGGUUACUGCUACUAGUACUACUUGAAUGGCAUUGACCAGGUACAUAUAAGCAUUAUGUCAAGUUACAGAUUAUUAAUCAGUUUAGGAAACUGGAAACUUGACCUGCUGGAUCCAUGCAGGUUAUUAACAAUAGAUCACAUGUAAAGGGUUCAGGAGUAAAGUUAUAAAAUGUAUUUUUUUUAAAGAACUUAAGCUGUACUUGUUUUCGUUUGUAAAAAAAAAAAAUUAUAAUAAUUCUAUCAAAUUGCCUCAAGGGCAUGGUCAGCCUCUGACUGUUCUGUCACGCUUGGUUUCUAAACCACCCUUCCUCAACACAAAACAUGUUGAAAUGUGUUUAAAUUUACAUGACUCUUAAAUACUGUUGUAAUUGUGCAGUGGUAUACUCGUUAACAUUAUCAUGUCAUCUGAUAAACAAACGUAGUCUUUGGAAUUAAAGAGCAGCAGUAAAAACUAAA